UGUCUGAGGAGAUGACAGCUGAUCCCACCGCAGCUCUACCGUGUCGCCCUACUUUAUUUUCUCCGUCCGCACCUUUCUUCACCUUCCUCCUCCGCCUCUUCUUCCUCACGCAGGAAUCAAGCGCUUGCUCCCCGGGGGGACGAGGUCUGUGAGCGCCGGUCUCGAGCCGAGGAAGUGAGGCUGCUGGAAAAAAGUUGUGUGGAGCAGAAAAAAAAGCAGCUCCACCACCAACACAUCAUCAUCUUCAUCUUCUUCACCAUCAUCUUCCUCAGGCUGCAGGAGCUGAAUUUCUCGUCUGACUGGAUUAAAACCGACGUUUUUUAUCCGCAGGAGGUGAAAACCACUGAACAGGUUAUGAGUAAUGGAAGCAGGGUCGGUGGUGCGUGCCGUGUUCGAGUUCCUCCCCAGUGUCUCUGAGGAGCUGCCACUCUUCCCCGGUGAUGUCAUCGAGGUGCUCAGUGUCGUUGACGAGUUCUGGUUGCUUGGUAACAAAGAUGGUGUCACAGGUCAGUUUCCCAGCACCUUUGUGGAGGAGGUUACUAUUCCCAGCACCAAGCCUGGAGAAAGACUCUAUGUGUGCAUCAGUGAUUUCAGCUCAGCCGAGCCGAGCAAACUGUCACUGAAGAGAGGUGAUGUGGUAGUUGGAGAAGCAGGAGGGCCCACGGACCUCGGGGAAACAUGGCAACGUGGCUGUAAUGUCUGGGGCGUCCGUGGUCUCUUCCCCAUGUCGUGCGUGAAGGAUCUGAACCUGUCCGGACGCUCCAGGCAGCUGUCUGAACGCUCAGCUCAGGCCCAGGCUUCGGAGCUCCCACCUUACGCCCUCGCCCAGGCCCGGGCCCUCAUGAGCCUCCAUGCACAGCUUAAAGAGGAGCUGGACUUCCGAGAGGGCGACAUAAUAAUCAUCACAGGCCUGCCCGAGCCGGGAUGGUUCCAGGGGGAGCUGGAUGGACGCAGGGGAAUCUUCCCAGAAGGGUUUGUGGAGCUCCUCAGCCCCCUUCGAUCUCCACAGGAGCCUGUGGACUGCCAGUAUUUGAACGAUGGCCCUCAACAAUUCAGCUACGAGGAUCCCUAUGAUGCAGGAGAGGGUGCUGAGGAGGGUGCUGAUGAAGAAAGGGAGGUUUUUCUGAGGGAGGAAGAGGUACAGCGGGAGGAUGUAGUCGAAGCAGAAGAAGAAGAGGAGGAGGAGGAGGAGGAGGGUGUCUACGGAGUGGCAGUGUACGAGUUCCGGGCCAUGGAGCAGGGGGAGUUGGACUUUGAUGUGGGAGAUCGCAUUUGUGUUAUAAGCACUUUGGAAGACGGUUGGCUGGAGGGGGAGCUGAGGGGGCAACGUGGUAUUUUUCCUCAUCGUUUCAUCAAACUAGAGGAAGACGUAGAGAAAAAUGCGGAGGAAACCAACAUAGUUGAACCAGAAGAAAACAAGGAGAGCUGCUGUACAUCUGAAUACAGCUCAGAUCAUUUGUGUCCCAAUGGGUCGGAGAAUGAUCCUGAAUGGAGGACGUACGAGGAUCAUACCGUGUGGGACCUGGAUUACUUCGAGAAAACCGAGGAUCAGAGGUGGCAAAAUGAAAACAAAAGUGCUGGAGCUCAAACUAACAGAAGAGUGCAGCGAGAAGGGGGAGGCAGACCUGACUCUGAGCCAAGUAGACCUGUCGCUCUGGUGCAAAGAGGGCCAGAGAGACCCAAAUCCACUCCUCCAGCAAGGCCCAGACUUCCACCUCGGCCAAGCCUGCCCGCACGUAGCCGCCGGCACCAAGGCACAAAUCGCUCCAACUACACUAAUGGUAACAAUCGAUUGUCACAGCCCAAACGCUCACAUAGUCUAACUCUACCUAGCACUCAGCACGGUUGGUCUAAAGACAGCAGAUUCAACCAGAGGCCACCAGCGGAUGUCGGCAGCACCAGUAACAGAAGUGCCACACUUGGCCAAACUUUGAUAAACCUUGUUGAGGGCCACAGACAGAAGAAGUUAACUCGCCAUGGCAGUGUCAGUGAUGCUGAUAUGAUGAUGAGCAGUGCCGAUGCACGGACACAUUCCCAGCAGACUGUGCGUGCCUCCAACGGGUUAUUACCGACAUCCAUCACCUUGGAUGCCCUGGCGACCUCAGCCAGCAAUCUGGAGGCCAAGCUCUCCCAGCAGCUUUUUGAGUUUGAGAAAAGCUUGACGUCUUCAUUAAGUGAAUCUCACAUGAGUUCUGGUGCCUCAUCUGCAGGUGACCUGAACCAACAGUCCCAAAUCUCACGACACUUUUCUAUACUGGAGUAUAGCAAUGAAAGGGACAUUAUCCGGGGAUCCUCACAUUCCCCCGUGUCCGACCUCUUGCAGUCAAAUGCUCCUUCCGUGCUGGAGAGACGCAGGACCCUCCGCCCUCCUCCUCCUCGUCCGAGAGUCCUUCGUCCCGCAGCCCGAGCAGCAUACAAACCAGCCCGCCCUGCUCCACGUGCACCCCCACGUUGCCCGAGACAAAACACUGCUCCUCCAGCGUGCAGCCCUCUCACCAGCAGCCCCAUCUUCUACAGCCCAGACGAACCGCCUGUAACCCUUCUCGAUCAAAUAACAGAGGGACAGGCUGAGUUCGCCGACCUCGCAGCCGCCCAAGAACGUGAAAUCCAGAGCCAGCUGGAAGCCGAGAAGGAGCACGAGAGAGAGCUGGAGUUGGAGAGUCAGAUACAGAGGGAAGAGGAGGAGCGAUACCAGCUGCUGCUACGGCUACAAGAGGUUGAACACGAGAUGGAUGAGUACGCGCACACGGCGGAGGAACUCAGGGCCAUGUUGGAGGAAGAGGAGGACGAGACGGCCCGCACGCAAGCCUUGGAGAAUCUGGAGUUCUGCAACUACACGCUGGAGACGCUGGCCCUGGAGCAGCAGCAGCUACAAGAGAUGACGCUCCUGUCGUCCCAGCCCAAACCUCCGGACUCAACCCCGUCCUCAGAUUUGACCCCGAGCGCCGGCACGGACACAGAAGACCCGGAGCUGAGGAUGCUGGAGAAGAGGUCGAAGGUCAUCGAGGAGCUCCUGCAGACGGAGAAGGAUUACAUCAAAGACCUGCAGAUGUGCGUGAAGGAAAUCAUCGAGCCGCUGCAGAAGAAGCAGUUGAAGAAUGUGGACUUUGACGAGCUCUUUGGAAACAUCAGCUCGGUGAUCGACAUGUCAGAGCGGCUGUCUGAAGCUCUGCACGAGACGGACUCUAUCGGUGAUGUGUUUCUGGACUUCAAAGCUGAGCUGGAGGAGGUUUACAAGAUCUACUGCCAGAACCACGACGACGCCAUCUCUCUGCUCGAGUGCUACGAGAAGGACGAGAACGUCCAUCGCCACGUGCUGGAGUGUCUGGAGCGGCUGAGGGCCAUUUAUCGAGAGUGGGGUAAAACGAAUUACAUCAACCUCGGCUCCUUCCUCAUCAAGCCGGUGCAGCGGGUGAUGCGUUACCCGCUGCUGCUGAUGGAGCUGCUGGGGGCCACGCCGGAGAGCCACCCCGACCGGGCCCAGCUGACUCAGGCCCUGCUGGCCGUCAAGGAGAUCAACGUGAACAUCAACGAGUACAAACGCAGGAAGGACCUCGUGGUGAAGUACAGGAAAGGGGACGAGGACACGUUCAUCGACAAGAUCUCGAAGCUGAGCAUGCACUCCAUCAUCAAAAAAUCCAACCGAGUCAGCAGCCACCUCAAGCACCUCACAGGCAUUUCCCCUCAGAUUAAAGACGAAGCGUUCGACGAGGCUGAGAAGAGAUUCCGGCUGCAGGAGAGGCUCAUCAAGUCUUUCAUUCGGGACAUUUCUCUGUAUCUGCAACACAUCAGGGAAUCUGCGUCUGUGAAGGUGUUGGCUGCCAUCAGUUUCUGUGACAUCUACACAGAGCGCAAUGCACUGGACCCUGACGGCUUCCAGAGGGCGCACCGCUGCAUCAGCGACAAACAGUUCCCGCAAUUUAAGGCGCGCACCGAGGCCUUAGUGGUCAACCCGCUCACCCAGCUGCUCCUCAUGUUCACCGGGCCGCACAAGCUCAUCCAGAAGCGAUUUGACAAGCUGCUGGACUACGACAACUGCAAGGAGCGCGCCGACCGCCUCAAGGAGCGCCGCGUCCAGGAGGAGCUGCAGGUGGCGCGCAACAACUACGAGGCGCUCAACGCCCAGCUUCUCGACGAGCUGCCCAAGUUCCACAUGGCCGCAGAGGAGCUGUUCACGGGCUGCGUGAGGGCGUUCGCUCAGGCCCAGAAGGACUUCAUGAAGACGACUCUGGGAGAGUUGAAACCCAUUCUACAGAUCUUUUCUAACAAGGUGGGCACGGAGGGCAACCUCAUUGCACAGUUCCAAGACGAGUACAGCCGGGUUCUCCAGCUUCUGCAGCGCUUCAGCUUCUGUCCACAGAACCUGCCUCCGGCCGCCCCCCCCGCGAAAAAGACCUACGACAAGAAGACGAUGGAGAAGCAGACCUCGAAAAAGCAACUGCAGGGACCUCCAAACUACAUCAUGCAGACCGAGGAGCACCGAGCAGGGCUUCUGGUUCGCUACGGCCCUGAGAAGCUGUUCCAGGCUGAGAGGAACUUUAAUGCUGCCCAGGAUCUGGAUGUGUCCGUACUAGAGGGAGAUCUUGUAGGUGUGAUCAAGCAGCAGGACCCCAUGGGAAGCAACAACCGCUGGCUAAUAGAUAAUGGAGUCACCAAGGGUUUUGUGUACAGCUCCUUCCUCAAACCUUACAACCCACGCAGAAGCCAAUCAGACGUCUCCAUCGAGAGCCAGUCGUCCAAUGAGUCGGGCUACGGCGGCUCCUCCCCCGUCUUCUCCCGCCAGAACAGCAGCAGCACGCUGACCUUUAACCAGGAAGCGGCUACCGUCAGCUUUUCCACAUCGCAGCCCCCGGGCCAGUCGUCGCCACACCCGUCUCUGGACUCCGCCUCGUCCCGCAGGAGUCACCCCAGGGACGCACCCGACUCGGCCAGUCUGAGCAACUCCAUAAACUCCUCCCCCCGAAAUCCCUCGAACCGAAGGGAGUUCACAGACCAAACGCACCGGAACCCCCCGAGUCACAGAGACGCGGAGCCUUCGUACCGGGGCAACCACAGAGACUCGUACGAAGCGAGUAACGCGAGGUCGAGCAGGUACAAGGAGACGUCGGACCUCUCGGAGACCGACUCCUCCACAUCGCACAGAAACAAUCACUCACAGCGGCACGGUCACACAGACAAAUCCUACAGCUCGCACCAGCGGCGAAACGGAGACAGUGGUGGCCAAAAGAAGUCGGGCUACUCCAGAGACGAGUACAUCGAGCCGGUGCCGGCACCAGUGGAACCACAGCAACCACUGGAACCAGAGGAUGAGGGCGAAAUAGACGGUCACCAGAUUUACUACGCCAUCUACUCAUUCAGCGCCCGCUGUGCCAACGAACUGAGCAUCUCGGCCAAUCAGAGGCUACGGAUCCUGGAGUUCAAGGACUUGAACGGCAACGGCGAGUGGUGGCUGGGCGAGGCGGGAGGCCGACAGGGCUACGUGCCUUCCAACUACAUCCGCAAAUCUGAAUACACAUGAACAGAGAGGUUGUUAUCGCGUGGACGAUAAUGGAGACAGCACUUGGAGCCACUCUGAGAGCCGACAGAACAAAAGCGACGAACAAGCAUUUGGUUUAUUUUCGAUCUGUUGUCAUGGACUUUGAUAGUGAGAAGGACUGACUUGCUGCUGACUCGGCUCCUGAGAGUUAGCAUUAUAUGCCUAAUAUUUAUAUAUAAUGUUUUUUUUUUUAUUUACUGGAACCUGCCCCAUUGUAUUCCAGUGAAAGAAAAACCUGUGAAUUGCACCAGAUUUAGUUUUUUGCCAUAUCCUCUGCAGCUGAUGACAAUGAACUGUAUGUGUGGGCGAGCAGACUUUUUCGUUAGCGUAUUUGGGAGAUUUGCAAUGGAAAUAUGAAGGUUUUGGGUUCAGGCUGCUUCUUGUGAACAAACAAUGAAGUGAUAUGCACACAGACUGACCUGAACACUGUGUUAAAGACUUUUCUUCUUCAUGCGGUUCAUUACUGUUCAACAAAGCCGAGGCACUUAAUGAUGAUUAUCCCCUGGAUGCCAGUUUGAAGUGUCUGUGGAGUGUUGCAUGGAAUUAUCAUUCGGACAAUUUGAAUCAAGACCAAGGACGAAGUUAAUGCUCACGAAAUACUGUUUACAAGUUUUCCCCUCCGGCUUUUUCAAUACACGUUAAACCCGGUUGACACUGUGUAAACAGUUGAUGACCCUGUUUUGACCUGUGAGAGGAGGUUAACGACCAGGGAGAGAGAUUUCUCCACAUGCUCCCCGUUAUAUCCUCCAUAGGGCUGUACAGUGAAAAUAUGAUAUUGCACCCGCUGUAAAGUGAUCACUGUUUGAAUAAAAAAAACCAGCUCAGCUGACAAAUACUGCCGACGUCUGGGAGAAGUU
Molecule: messenger RNA, 6393 nt
Organism: Platichthys flesus (European flounder)
Lineage: Eukaryota; Metazoa; Chordata; Actinopteri; Pleuronectiformes; Pleuronectidae
Gene: dnmbp
Product: dynamin binding protein
Exons: 17
Coding region: 362-5518 (1718 amino acids)
Biological process (GO): intracellular signal transduction
Cellular component (GO): cytoplasm
Molecular function (GO): protein binding; guanyl-nucleotide exchange factor activity
Source: RefSeq, a predicted model, not a curated record